Molecule: messenger RNA, 2163 nt
Organism: Kickxella alabastrina
Lineage: Eukaryota; Fungi; Kickxellomycota; Kickxellomycetes; Kickxellales; Kickxellaceae
Exons: 1
Coding region: 458-2080 (540 amino acids)
Source: RefSeq, a predicted model, not a curated record
UUUUCCCAUUUUUUUUAUUGCUAAAGGUGGGGGGGGGGGGUGUUGGAUUUCUUCCUUCUCGCUCUUUGCUCGGAAAAAAAUCGAAAAGGGUGAGAAAAAGAAGGGCGAAUGCUUUGAGAAGGAAGAAAUAACGAGUGGUGAAACGAGAAAAAUAGGAAAUUGCAAACAUUCACGUCUGUACUUGGCAUACACGCAUCUUUUUUUGUUCACAAUCAAACAAGGCAUACAGCUUCUCUUUCUCACCUUUCUUUAAUUUUUCUUCACCCACCCACCAUCCUCCCCUCUUAGUUUCCUUGCACGUUCAUAUCUCACAAAUCCACUUGACAUUAUUGGUUUUACUAUUUUUCUUUAAGAAACACGAAAGAGCAUACAAGCCAAAGAUACACAUCGAUAUUGGCACCGAUACACACAUACAUACGAGCACUCAAUUUGUACAGAGACAAAAAGAAAAGAGUAAAUGCAAAGCAUAACACCACCACUGCAGCCUCGGUCACGGUCACUCCAUUUCCACCAGCAAGAACAGCAUCAGCAAAACCAGCAGCAAACAAGAGGCCAGACGCGCCCUCCCUCUGUAUUCCUGACACCAGCGCCAGCCUCAGAAACAUUAUCGCACCAACCCCCGCUGAGCCUAACAAGCAGCCUCCAAGCGGCGCUAGGCGACUCAUCUGAGCGGUCACUGUCAUUAUCAGCGCCAACGACGCCCUGCAUAUCGCGAACCCCCAGCAACAACCAACCCCAUCCCCACCCUCAGUCUUUGCAUCCGCGCAGCAUAUUCGGCGAAACAAAACCACACACGCUGCCUUUGACAUCACCCUCGGCGGAGAUUCAUUCUUUGCCCAGCACAAGCAUAGAUGGGACGUUCAGACAGAGGUACCUGCGGCAGUAUCCGAGGAGGAUGAGCGUGCAGGGGGCGGCUGGCGUGCCUUCGCUGUCGGUUGGGCCGAUGGCCGAGGGCGGGUCGGCGAGAAUAGAGUCUAGUCGUAGGGGGUCGGUUGCAGCCAACCUCAGUAUCACGCAGGGGCUGCCCGUAGAUCUUGACCGGAUAGACAUGGACGACGACGACGAUGAUUACGAUGAUGAGGAGAGCGAGCGGCUGGACGCCAGCAGCUUUGACGGCGACAUUGACGAGGACUCGAUGGCGGCGGACGACAACGAGGGGUCGCUAGGCUACGCAGCCUCGAGCCACGGCGGCUGCCGAGCCAGCGACUGCGACCUGCUGGAUCCCAGCGACAGAACAAGGGCACUGCGCAGCGGCCCGUUGGACAUGCCUGGGCUGGCUGGCAGGCGGCAGUCGGCGACGGUGCCGCGCAACAAGGCGUUUCUCAGGCUGCUUUCGCUCGUCGAGGAUGACCGCCAGCCGCUGGCCUCGGAGAUGGAGCACGAGGGCCAAAUCACGCGGACAAUCCGGCACACCAACGUGCAAGAGUGGCUGCGCUCCUCGUCAGCACACCUCAACCAACCCAAGACACCCGACGAUCAAAUGGCCCGCUCAUCCUCACCCACCGUGGUCGCCACUGCUGGGCUGGCCUCGCCCCUGCGCAACCAGCCUGGUUUUGCCACGGCUCCAGCUGCCAUCACAAGCAGCAGUGCGCCGGCGCGCGAUAUUCUGUUUCCGACCUCUCCUGCGCUCUCAUCCGUGUCCAGUCACCAGAUGAACACCACCUCGCUGGCCACUUUAGCUGUGUCGACUGCGCGCCCGGCCAAGCGCAAGUCCAUUGACGAUGGCAAUGGCAACGCGUCGCCCGCCGAGUCGUUGCAUACCCAGGGCUCAUCGAGAUCCAUGCACCCUUAUAAGCGCCUGGCCAUGUCCCCAUCCGGCCUGCGCGCGCAGAUCGCCAUUGGCAAAAACGGACGCUCGAUUGCUCUACCUGUGUCACGCUCAGGCCCCUCGUCGCCACUACUGGUAUCGAGACCCGUUGCCCUGCCUAUCACCCUGCCCAGCGCUGCUAGCGUGGUCACCAGCCGUGCUCGCUCGCGGAGCAAUGCUGGGAUGGGCCCUGGUGGACUGAGCAUUCUCCAGGCCAAUGGCGGGUUUAGCCGCAUGAACCUCGAUGACAAAAUGUACGAAAACUCCUGUUAAAUUUCAUCCCUUUUCUCCAGCCUGCCGUUGUAUUUUUUUGUUCCUUAUUAGUUUUUUUUUAUUUAUUUGCAUUCUUGUUACCA